UCUUUACUAGGGUAAAAACUCUUUCCGCAAUCCAUAAAAUCUGCCCAACGCUCUUAAGUCUUAAACCAAACCCCCGCCCGCGGUCUCUUUACUAGGCUACUGCCUACUCGAUCGCGCACAAGCGUCUCUCCCUUUCAUCCAGCCAGCGAUAUUAGGUUGUUUAAAAUAUGGCCAAGCAUCAUCCUGAUUUGAUUAUGUGUCGGAAGCAACCUGGCAUCGCCAUUGGACGAUUGUGUGAAAAAUGCGAUGGCAAGUGUGUGAUAUGCGACUCAUAUGUGCGUCCUUGUACACUAGUCCGGGUUUGUGAUGAGUGCAACUAUGGAUCAUUUCAAGGUCGAUGUGUGAUAUGUGGAGGAGUAGGAAUAUCUGAUGCUUACUACUGCAAGGAGUGCACACAACAAGAGAAAGACAGGGAUGGUUGCCCCAAAAUUGUCAAUUUAGGGAGUGCCAAAACUGAUUUAUUCUAUGAACGCAAAAAGUAUGGUUUUAAGAAAAGAUGAUUAGGGAAGAUUACUAAAACAUUUGUAUGUGUAAAACUUUUUUCCAUUCUGGGUGUUUUGCUCGGUUUCAGAAUCAGAAGCAUAUGAUAUUAGAUAUUGUGCUAGUAAAUUUUUAUUUGGUACAA
This is a messenger RNA of Lotus japonicus, 625 nucleotides long. Its product is annotated as PHD finger-like domain-containing protein 5A. Gene Ontology annotation, cellular component: precatalytic spliceosome; U2 snRNP; U12-type spliceosomal complex. The transcript has 2 exons. Gene Ontology annotation, biological process: mRNA splicing, via spliceosome. NCBI's taxonomy places the organism in Eukaryota, Viridiplantae, Streptophyta, Magnoliopsida, Fabales, Fabaceae. The coding region runs from base 168 to 500 and encodes 110 amino acids. The record is from RefSeq and is a predicted model, not a curated record.